Molecule: messenger RNA, 1639 nt
Organism: Triticum urartu
Lineage: Eukaryota; Viridiplantae; Streptophyta; Magnoliopsida; Poales; Poaceae
Source: RefSeq, a predicted model, not a curated record
CGGCAUACGCCGUAAUAUACAGCGUCCAACGCGGAGGCAGCCACCAAACCAGUAUCGACAAGACGUCAAAACCCUAGACCGGCGACGCGUUCCCCUCUCUCGCCGCCGGAUUCCCCUCCGCCCGUGCGUCUCGCGGACGUCUUCGCGCUCGCCGGCUGCUGUUCUCGGUUCGCCCACCACCAGCAAUGUCUUCUCAGAUGAAUAACCGCAUCCAGUCCGCUGGAAAGCGCGCGCGCACAGACGGUAGCCGGCGUGAGGACGACUGGAUUUGCCCCAGCUGUAACAACGUCAACUUCGCAUUCCGCACCACCUGCAACAUGCGCAACUGCGACCAGUCCAGGCCCGCGGAUCACACGAAGGCUAUGCAGACUCCACCCCACUACUCGGUGCCGGGGCGGUACAUGCCGCCGGGGACGCCUCCGUCCAUGUACCUCACCGGGGCUCCUCCCCCGUAUGGCUCCAACCUCUAUAAUGGGCAUCCCAUGCCACGCUAUGGCAUUCCUCAGCUCCCCCCGGGCUCUGGAUAUCCGUAUGGCUAUGGCGGGCGAGUCCCGAUGGGGAGCCCCUAUGGGCCAAUGCAUAUGGCGGCGCCACCCCCGUAUUCUAGUGGUUCUAUGGUUGGUGCAGGUGGAAUGUACAGCAUCAGCAUGCCCAUGGAUAGAUAUGGCUUGGGCUCACCCGCUGGUCCUGGGGCAAUGGGCACAAGGGCUGGUUCCUAUUCUGACGAAGGCUCACAGAAGAAAUCUGCUGGAGCUGGACGUGAUAAUGAUUGGAAGUGCCCUAAUUGCAACAACAUUAACUUCGCCUUUCGGACAGUCUGUAACAUGAGAAAAUGCAACACACCAAGACCUGACACCCAGGGAUCCAAACCUGACAGUUCAAGAGCUCCAAAACCAAAGACUCCAGAGGGUAGCUGGAAGUGUGAAAAGUGCAAUAACAUAAACUAUCCUUUCCGGACAAAAUGCAACCGUCCAAGUUGUGGGGAAGAAAAGCCAUUGCAGGCAAACAGUCCUGAUGAUCUGGCUACAGAUCAGGACAAUCAGCUAAUGCAAGUUUUACCAAUCUGAUGUUUUUGGAUCAAAGAGAUGAUAGAUGAUGGAAGAGUGAGUUGUGCAUAAUCGCAUUGUGGAGUGUGCAUAACCUCGCAUGCUUGGUUGGAUUGGUGCUCUUUGACUGACUGGGUGCCAUUGAAAUUAGUUUUUGUCAUGUAAUAUGGGGAAGCUUUUAUCAAAGCUGCAACUUUCACAUGACUUUGAAGACAACAGUGUUCUAAUCGAGAAGGAUGUUCCCGGCCACGCUGCUGGACUACCGGUACCGACAAGUUCGCAUGCCCUGCGAAUGGCAGCUCUCAGUGAGCUGCAAGACAGUUUAUAGAUGACAAGUAACCAUUUCAUUUUUCUUUGAAAACGUUUGUAUUGUGUGGACCCAUCAUACUCUAUCAAGCAAUCAACGGUGUUGCUCACAGCCAUCUUGGUACGGACUUGGAUUGAAAGCUUGGUUUAGAUUUGUUUGGAGUGCAUAUUUUACUUCUGUUCUCAUUCUUACGAUUUUCUUAUAAUUGUAUAAUUGAGGAUUGGUUGGCUUUGUUGAUUUGUUAUAUGUUUGUUUGAAUCUGAUGUAAACUAUUUUGAUUCUGCUA